UGGAAGAAUGGAUUAAUCAAUUAAGGUUUACGUAUCCGACGUUUCCUGAACAAUCUCAAAAAUCGCAUACAAAAGAAUUUUUAGAGUAUAUGAAUAUCAAGAGAGAAGAUUUGAAUUUUACUCCUAAAGAAUGUGGACUGCCUGAAGACGGUAGUUAUAUACUACUGAAAGUACUAGUGGAUGAGUUCAUUUUCUAAAGUCGGACGAGUUCAUUCUCUAAGACUCCUGUAACGCCACAACAUAUGCCUUCUAUACUAUCAGAAUGGGAAAAAAUUGAAAUGGGAUUUACAGAUAGCUGGAGUCUACAUAACUGUAUAGACCUGAAGCUUUAGACUGUCAACUUGAAAAUGAAAUGCUUUCAAAAAAGCACUUAGUUAUUCCACCUGGAGUUGAUCUUUUAACUUUAAGAUUGCAAAAACAGAAACUAGAAAUGAAAAUGGCAACAGAUAAUUUAUACUAUAAGAAUAUGAUUGGUGAUAUAAAUUACUUAUCAAAAAAAUCAUCCCAAAAAUCAUCUCAGCUAACACAGACUUCAAGCGAUACUGUAAAAGCUCCAGAUAUUUUAAUAACAGUGCAGAUGUUUCGUCCAGUUUCACAAAUCCAUUCUUCAGGACAAAGGAGAAUGUCUCCAUUUGUUCUGGAUCAACAAGUGAAAGUAUUAGGUUGUCAGAAAUUGACAGAGCUCAGAGACUCCAUCAAUUGUGUUUCUGACCUUACAGUAAUUGGUGAUUUUAGUGAAAAUCCAGAUUUUCCUCAAUCAACUAGAGCAAAGGAUAUAUACAAAUCUGGUUUCUUCUUUUUUAAUAAUACUUUUUAUAUUGAUAUGAGAAAUGAAAAUAAUAGGGAUUAUAGUGAUGUGAUUGAAAAGUGGGCACAAGACCCUAGCAGAGGAAUUGGUCCAUUUCAGAAGAAGGUAAUGGAGGAUACAAAUUUCAUUGAUCUUGAUAUACAGUUAGGUUAUCCAUAUGUAUAUCUUCAUCAAGGAUACUGUGAACAUUUAAUUGUUUUUAAAGAUAUCAGAUUAAUUCAUCCAGAUGAUAGCCAUUUAAUAAAUCAUUAUCCCAUGUAUGAAGAAACACAUUCAAAAAAGUCACUUCACUGCAUGAUUUGUGAAAAUCGAAUAGUGAGAUGGAUAACCUAUAAUAACACAAGACUCCCUUAUGAUCCUUUCUUUUUCUGCAAUGCUUGUUUUCGUUCUUUCAACUAUACUGUUGAUGGGCAGAAAAUUGGUGAAUUUCAGGCCUAUCCAUAUUAUGAUCGAACUGCUGUUGUGUGAAAACAGAAAAAUGUAACCAUUUUAAUAUAAGGAUAAUAGCUUUAGUUUAACGUAAGUUUUUUGUAAGUUAAUAAAGUUUAUAUUUUUCUCAAUCAUUCAUUAUUAGUUUUAUUCUACAAAUGAUGAUGAUGAUAAUGAACAUAUUCCUUUCAAUUGUGUAAUAUGAAAUAAAUUGGUUAUAUCAAAAAUGAGUUUAAAUUAGUAAUUUAUUAGACUUUUUAACUGGAAUGCAAAUGCCCUAUUUAAUUGCAUAAUAAAAUGAUUAUUGGUCUUUUCCAGUGGCGUGCCAU
Molecule: messenger RNA, 1566 nt
Organism: Centruroides sculpturatus (bark scorpion)
Lineage: Eukaryota; Metazoa; Arthropoda; Arachnida; Scorpiones; Buthidae
Gene: Pbp49
Product: snRNA-activating protein complex subunit 3-like
Exons: 11
Coding region: 353-1276 (307 amino acids)
Biological process (GO): snRNA transcription by RNA polymerase II; snRNA transcription by RNA polymerase III
Cellular component (GO): snRNA-activating protein complex
Molecular function (GO): RNA polymerase III type 3 promoter sequence-specific DNA binding; bent DNA binding; RNA polymerase II cis-regulatory region sequence-specific DNA binding
Source: RefSeq, a predicted model, not a curated record